GACGAUCGACGACGGUUUGUUGUUUUGACUGCGUUCGUACGCUUCGCAUUUUUUUCUCGCCGGCUCGAAUCGACUGCACCAAGUCGGGCUACGGCUAGUAGUGCUAAUGCGUUGCGAUCGGAUGGUUCUCGCGUAGCGGUGGUUGUCGAUCAUUUGCAAAACAAAACAAAAAAACAGACACCGAUUGCUUCAUCGCGCCGGGAAAGUGAAGUUAGUACGUGUGCAAUUAGUGUUUCCCUUCUUUUUGUGUCUUCCUGGGGUGAGAAAUUUGGUCACUCGUUGGAGCCAGACAUUAGGAGGCGGAGAGAACGUUUGUCCAACUACUAUACAAUCCCCGCAUUAUCAGUUGGUGUCACAGUAAAGUGUGGUUAGUUUGCGAAGGCAUCCAAAUAAGAACGCUCGUGUGGUGUAAAAUUUAUUCCAGUUUCGUGCAAGAUUCAUAAAACGCUACGCAACGGGGAAAAUCCCAACACACAUCAUCCGAACAACGGCGGCGUGUGAUUGUGUCCGGCGAGAGUGCGUGUCGAGUGGUUCUGUGCUGUGAUGCUGUAACCGUGUGCCGUUUGUGAUACGUCCGAUACACGUGUGUUUAUGGAAAGCAAAGGCGCUAACCCCGAUUCCUAAGCGGUUCCGGAGACAAUAGUGUUUAUGCUGGGAAACAGCGUACAGACAAACGUACAUCCCCAGACCUCAACGCGGCAUGUGAGUUGGUGGGUGCAGGGAGCAAGUGUAUCAAGAUAAACGCGCAAGUUCCGAGACGCACCGUGUGGGAAGUUUGGCAAAGGUACAGAGACACAGUGCUAGUAUAUCUCAAUCCCCGAAGAGGGUUACCCGUGGCAAGAUGCGUAAAGUUUGGCUCCUCGCCAGCGCCGUGUUGGCGUUUCUCAACUUUGUGAAAUCGCAGGAAGUCGCUCGGACACUCUACAGUACCAGAUAUGACAACCUGGACAUUGACACCAUUUUGGGCAGCAAUCGGUUGGUUUCGAACUACGUCGACUGUUUGCUUAGUCGCAAACCGUGCCCACCGGAAGGCAAGGACCUGAAACGUAUCCUUCCAGAAGCGCUACGAACCAAAUGUGCCCGCUGUUCACCGAUUCAGAAGGAGAACGCACUGAAGAUCAUUACCCGGCUUUACUACGACUAUCCGGAUCAGUAUCGUGCACUUCGCGAACGCUGGGAUCCUUCCGGCGAGUAUCAUCGCCGAUUUGAGGAGUAUCUGCGCGGCUUGCAGUUUAAUCAGAUCGGUGGAAACGGUGGUCCCGUCGGUAGUUCCAGCGUUGGUAAUACGAUCGAAAGUGGUGGUAACGACAGGCCGGUAAGAAAUGACCUCGAUCGACAGCCCGCCACACAGAGCAGCAAUGUGCAGACGAUAGUGGUUAAUCCGACGCUGGCCGGCCAGCCGAUUGGCAAUGUGAAUACGCUGCUUCCGAUACCUUCUUCUCCAACACCUUUACCACCGUCAGCUGUAGCGCCAGCGACCGAACGACCUAGGCUCCCGGCACCGAUUCCGCAAGGCUUACCUUCCCAGCCCACCAGCACGGUCAGGAACGUCGCGCAAACGCUGCAGCAAGGUACAACCACACCAUUCGGCACGGUUGGGUUCGAAGAAGUAGCAACAGUUCCGCUAUGGCUGGAAGCACAAUUGGCACAACAAAUUCCACCGGCACGUCCGCAAGGAUCGUUCGUCGAGUUCGUCCCAACGAUCGUCAGCCUGCCGUCGCCGGUGUUCAACGAGCGUCCGGUAGUUGAUGGAGUUGGGAGUCAAAAUUUAGGCAACGCUGACGCUACUGGUCAGCUUCCAUUCCAGGCUACGGUGUACGAUGGUCCAACAACUACUGGACGAGUAUUGGCCGGACGGCGUCCCACGAUGGACAAUGGGUUUGAUGAACUCCCCACGGCUCCACCACCGGUAGUGGUGAAUCGGUUCGGUGACGAUGAUGCCAAUGGUCGGCCAUCCAUUGCACCGGUACCUGCAGUGCCCGUAGUGACGACAACUACUACCACUACUACACGAAGGCCUACAACCACAACCGUUCGACAGACGCGACCCGUUACACGUCAAACAACGACUAGAAAUACUCAGCGUACAACAACGAGAUUUGCCGCAAAUCCUCCAGUACAGCCGAUCGUAGGCCUGUGGAAUCAGCUCGGUACGAAGAUAGCCGAUACGGCGGACGCUAUUGCGGGCAUGCUGAAGAAAACGGUCGACGUGCUGGUAACGAGCCACAUCCAGUCACAUCAGCGAGCAUUGCGACGAAUCUAAGUUCCGCACCUGCACAGUUCUGCUCGGGAUACGAAAAACGCAAUGUGUGAAGCGAAUUGUUUGUUGAAAUUAUGUGAGAAUGCUUGCCGUUUUAGGCAUUAGUUUUCCAUCCAUAGAAAUAUUAGCUCAGUGUGUAUGUAGCAGUGAGUGUGAUUGGAAGUCAAAUUUCCUGAAAAAGUUGAAAGCACAUCCUUGCCCCCCCAGUGACUUAAACCCUGGUCGAAAUAAUGAUGCAUCAAACUCCUCGUAAUAGUGUCAGAAAUGCAGAAAGGAAAACGUGGUUCUUUUCCCUUUUUUCUUUCAAGACCAUCCCAAACACCGUGGGCACCUUUUGCGGUUGUAACUGCGGGAAUCAAGAUCAAUUCAAUUCUUCUGUGAUUGGCGCGUAUUGAGUGAUAAAAUUAUAUGCGUAUUCUAAUUUUGUUUUUUUGUUUUUUUGUGGUAGGUAAAUAUUACAAAACCGAUGCUCUUGUAUCUUUUAGAUUAUCUUAUAUCCCUAUCGCUAUCACUACACGUACGGAACAUCUCUUUUUGUCGCUAUCCAUAAAACUUCAUUUUGGAUUCUGAAUGUGAAAGUGCAGACAAUGUAAUGACAUACUACAGGGUGAAUUUUAAAAGGUUCAUGGAUUAUAAAUGUAUCUUAUGUUACUAUUGAAUAAAUAUAUUAUAUAUCAAGAAACACUGGCCUUGUUUGGAAGAAUUGAUGGAAGAUAGACAUGCAAAAUGUAUCACUUCAGGUGGAGUACAAUGUUGAAAGAAAUUCGUUCCACUUGUACAAUCGUUUAUCUUUUCUAACCGCUUAACGGAGAAUGGUGUGUGGAACUUUUGAAACAAUUUUAUCAAAGCGUCUCACGGCCGAUUUGUUUCACUCGUAUUCGUUCUUCGUUCGACUUUGUACAUUGAGGUUUUAUCAUGAUUAUUGGAUUCCGUAGGGAGCCGGUAGCAACGGUAGCAUCAGUUGAGAAAUCGAGAUCAAGUUAUCUUCCCCGUAAGCCAAAUGGGUACACUGAAAGCAAAAAAAAAGAAAUAAAAAGAAAUAAAUAAAUUUCCUCCUUUCAGGAUACACACGGGUAACAAAUUGAAGCGUAAGCAAUCAAAUCAUAGUGCGAUUCGGAUUAUACUUCUUCUUACCAACUUUACCGACGUCCAGUUUGCUUUAUGGUGGCGUUUUAACGUUCGGUUGAAUAUUUCAUUUUCCUCUCAUGAGUUUUCUCGCCAUUCUCGUUCGUUCCAUGCUAAAAACGGUGAAGAAAACUGAUGGAAAUAUUUCAUUCUUUUCUCAUACACAUUUCCCAUGGCAGUGCUGGCGGCUUGCUGGCUCAUAACUCUACAGUUGAGCAAUUGAGUGAAGUUGAUAGCAGGAGGCUGAAGCAGGCUAUAGACUUUGGGCGCAAGCUAGCAACUGCUCGCACUGUUUGCAAUCAAAUAAAGCUGAAGUGCUCGUUCCAUUACCGGUUCCGGAAGCGGAAGAUCACAAUUCUGACGGACGUCUAUGAGCACAGGUUUGCUGAAGUUGGGAGGCUGUUUUUGUGCUCUUGUCUCGGUUUGCAGUUGCUGUUAGUCUGGUGUGUGGAGGAAGCCAUAGCAAUCGAUACAUGUUCGUACCAUCUCGUAUGUAAAUUAGAAAAAGUAGCCAAACAUAUUGAUAUCACACUUUCAAAACUCAUUUAAAAACGUUUUUAAAAGUUCGUUGUUAAGCACUUUUGUUGGUAAAAGUAGUGAAAACAUUUGCGCGUGUCAUGCGCAUUGCCUAAGCACAGGCGUUCUUUUGUUGGUUCCGAUAUCGACGCAUAGGAGGCGCCUUUUCCAACAAAGUGAUUCAUUCGAAUUUGGGGAUAAACAUUGUACGUUGUAUUUUCUAAAUUUAUCUUUAGUAUAAAGAGAAAAAAUAUUGUGCAAUCUAUCUUAUCCAGAUUAUACGAUGCUUCUUCUCUUCAACCGACGCCAUGAGACACGCGUACAUUUCCAUUAAGCAAAUGAAACAAUACCGAAGUGAUGAAAACUUUCUUAAGGAAGGUUGCAUGUGAACGGUUAGCUCAAACGAUCUCAAUCGCUCACCAGCAGAAAAUUGCAAAUUGCAUUGCUUCAGUGAGGUGCUUUGAACAUUUUUUGACGGACAAUCCACUUACCGACGCAAGGGAAGCGAAAGUGUUGCGGCGGGAAAAAGUUAGAAACGUAAUUUCGCUGAUGCAGGUCCUGAGUAAGGUUGACCCUGAAAGUUGGAAUUAGAUGGCACUGAGCAUUCGCCUGCUUGUCGUAGGGCAACCAGGGUUUUCGGCUGGAAGGUUCUGAAGAGGUAAAGAGAAAGCUAUAAGUUUUGCACAAGGAGAAAGAGAGUCAUUUUAUGUUUAGCUUGCAAUAUUUUUUAAAGCAAAAUAUAUCAUUUUGAACUUUAUUUUCCCAUGAUGCAGAAGGGGCAUUUGAAUGUCAUCAAGCUCAAUCCGGAAGAUGUGCCCGGUAAAUAUGUUGAAUAUUUAUUAUGUAGCAUGUGAGAAAAGGCACACGUGUGGUGUGGAUAUGUUUUUUUUCUUCAUUCUUUUUGUUGAGCUUUCUAUUGCAAAUUCCAUCCAUCAGGUGUAGGAUUUAUGUAGCUACUGGAUAUACUAUCUGCUUUCUCGAGAACUAUUCCAACCAAUCGUACACUGUUGUGCGGGUUGUCGAUGCAACAAAACGAACUCGGCGUCCGAGGCGAGAAAUUGCAAAGAAGAACACAUAUUGAAAUUCCCGUCAGCUUGACUGCAUUCGUUCACAGAAGAAAAAUAGAGGAAAAGAAUGUAAAAAAAACACCAAACUCCAGAGAAUUCCCCCACCAAGUCGGUAGAACAUGUGUGAAGAAAGGAAGAUUGGGUAAAAUACAUCUGAUUACAAAUCGUCCCGUACGACGAUGGACGAGCCAGGUUUGCAUUCGAAUGCUGGGAAGACGCGCGUAUGCGUCACAUUGCGGUGGCGUGAGGGACGAAUGAAAUAUUUAUCAGACCAUGUUGCAGAUUGCGGAUGCAAAGCAAAGAAACGUGUCGUUUUCGAGAAAGGAUGUAAAGGCUACGAAAAUCCAUAAUCCCGGCCCAGACAUUUUCCAUACCGAGCUGAGCUGCUGGUGGUUUCAUUUUAGUAUGGAGAUUACAUCACGAUAUGCUGAUUGAAUGCAGCUAGCGAUGGAACGAAUUUGUGCAGCUUAUAUAGAGAUAACUUUUUUCAUUACUGUCAAUAAAUAGAAGAAUGUAUGAAACUAAUCCAACUCGAAAAAAAAUCUAUACAAUUUCACCCUAAACAAGCAUGAAUAAUCGAUUGUACACGAGGAACAAAACAAAACAAAAAUCAACACUCAAAUCGAAAUGAUUGUUUCGAACGAUCGUGUACCUCGAUUAGUCGUCGUUGCUGGCUGCUGUGUCUCUCAGCGCUGGGAGUCAAUCAUCAACCAUCGGCGUGUCUAAUGAGCACCAAACCAUCAUCCCGUGUUUGAUGCAUUAGCAUACACUGUAUCCACUGGUGGCGCACUGAUGAACCUGGACCGCAUAAUUAUCGUUAACAAAAUAGUACAAUUGUUGUAACCUCGUGUGGCCUGGAUGCGCGAGGGAGGGGAAGGAACGGCACUCACAACCUUUUCGCCCUAAAAGGCUACCGGCGUGUGCUAGUGCACGUGGAAAGUGUAUGGGAAAAAUGCGGGAAAAGUGCAAUGCAUUGGGGAGACUCAGCUGCAGUGUGUAAUGUGAGCAAACUUCAAACUGAAAUCAAAUGAUUCGUUCCAUUUCCGUUGCGGGGUUUUCCAGCUUUGCUUCCAUUUUGUGUAAAUGAAUCCAUUUCCCUUAGCUGGCUGAUUGAGAUGUUGGUGAUUAAUCGGUUUGAAGGUUUAUAUGAUUUUUAUCUAAAAAAAAUUAUUCGAAUCAUUCCAAUUUUUGGUUAUUUCCUUUCAAAUUGUAUCAAUUGUUAUUUAUAUCAAAGGUGGAAUUUCCACUGGCAUUGCAAAUCCUUAAAUCGAAUGAUUUGCUUCCCAUCACUUGUACAUUUCCCACCUCAGAUAUUCAUCUACGACGGUGUCGAUGUGACUUCAUCACACUAAACAGUGCAAUGAAAAGUCGAGAAGCGACGCACAAUGAGACCGAUUUGGGAUUUCCCCAAAACCAAAUUCCCCGUUCGUGUUGAGCAACUCCAAUAACCUUCCUACGAAAGCUUCCAUUCUCAACAAAAAAACACAAAAACAAAAUAAAAAACGCGCCUGGAAAUACAUUACACGAUACACGCACGUACGAUGCCAAAAACACUGCCGACAUGGUACAAUAUUUAUCCACCGUUUGGUGACAUAUAAAAACAAUCCGUAGGCAGUUUAUUUACAGCGCCAAAAAUAAACGAAAUAAAAGAAAAAAAGUUAAAACACGCACCGACAGACAGUUGAACGAAGAAUUGCAAAAGUUACUCAACCUCCUGGGUUGCCCUUUUCUGCGGCAGUAGCUGGGGGGAGUUUCUAAACAUGAUGACACAUGGAUGAUAACAAUGAGUACUUCUAUACAUGAUCGCACACAAGCACACAAUUUUCUUUCUCCACCCAGCAGGGGGGGUGGGGGGGAGAAACCCCCCAUCAUGGAAAACAAAAGUUCCAUAUUCCAAGUGUCAAAGCUGUCAGUUGUACACGACGAUAAGGAAAGUGGAUUUGGCGUUUUCUUUUCGUUUUUGGUUUUGUCUGGUAAAUCUUCCCACGGCGAAGGGAUGAAAUGGUGGCAAGAAUUGGAUGGGAGCAAAAAAAAAAAUACAACAACACUUCCGACGGCUUUGAGACAAUCAGAUUUCGGAGGCGGUGAAAAAGUGAUUUAUUUUCCACCUUCUUUUUUCUCGUUUGGUCGCUAAAAGGUUCAGCCUCAUGUCAUGUCUCUUGGACUGCUCUCAACAACCAAUUGUGUUUUGGGGGGAGGGAGGUAGGGGAUCGUUUGAGUUUAAUUUGAUUGGAGAAGAUUGGAGGCCUCUACUACCGGUAGAUUCCUUUUUUUGACUGCUCCACGUACGACAAUAGUAAUCGACAUCAAGCGUGACUGGGUGGUGAACUUGAGAAAUUGGAUAAUUGAAGUUAACGGAAGUAUUCUCGAUAAGCGUAAUUGAUAUCUACACCCAUUUAGAGCAAUAUCCAACUUUGACCAUCAUCAGUAUCAUUAUCGUUUCCUAAAUCCUUAAGUUCUUCGCUCAAACAGUGAACAAACACUUGAUCCACUCACCCCGUAGCUAACUCAACACAAAGAACUGACGUAGCGCAUGGUCCAAAUAAUGCUUUUCCACUCAAUUGAUUAUGCGUGCAUACGGUAGGAGAUGUUUUAGUUGAGUGCGCUGAUGCCACGUAUUCAAAAAAAUGUGCCACACCAUUCGCAUCAGGUAGCUGUGUGACCUUCGCGACCAAAGCUUCCUAGCGUUCGAUGCGUAGAAGCGUAACCACAUGCCCAUAAAUCGACACCGUCUGAUCUGGUACCGUAUUUGCCCAUAGCGUCUACCGUGAAGGGUUUGUUUUCCUUUCCUGCGAAUUGUUAACUGGAACACGAUAUAAUCCUUUCCCGAUGAUGGACGAGAAUGUGAAAUGGAUGACAUUGAUGCACGUGUUGCUAAUGAGAGACAUGUUGCAUCGUACCGCUUUUGAUUCUAACGGACCGGAGAAUGUUUGUGUGAUGCGGAGAAUAGAGACCAGCAAUUCGAAUCGCUGUGGAUGAUGAUUAAUUAAUUAGGGGAUGUCAUGUAUACUGAUUUCCUAGAACAAAGCCAAUGCGGAUGGUUUAAACAGAUACGGAACAGUUUUGAAGUAGCUCUACUAAUGGCUUCUAGAAUGUACACGAUGAGUUCGUAUCAUGUGAACGUUUCCAAAAAUCCAAUCCAUCAUUAAUUUUUUUUUUAGAUCUUCGACAAAAUUGAUCGACAACUUCCUUCCAACAGCCAGCGUUUUUUUAACGUUCUCUUUCCUUUAUGUCCAAGAAAAAUCAAAUCAACAUCAGCAACACGUGAUGCACGGAAAUUCUGGCUGGAAAACCCCAUUUACCGACAAAAAAAGCUCGCCACCAGUCCAAACCAGUCCAAAGUGAACGAACUCUCCGAAGUUUUAUGCUGCAACAUUGCAUCUCCAUCCGGACAUUUGGUGGCGGUGGCCGGGGGGCCGGAGCCAUGUUUCGUCAGCUGCACUGCAAAGGAACGCUGCAACCAGUUUGCAACCAUUGGCCUGCAAUGGACGAGAACCAGUUAGUGACACAUGCACGGUAUCCAGUGGGACCAGAGCUAAAUCUUAUGCUAGCGCCAUCCAUCAUUCUGCUAGCCCGUACCUCCAACAUCCAUCAUAAUUCGGAUAGAAUUUGGGUCUAGCUUUCCAUCGAGCAGCUGGCGUUCCGAAAAAAAAAAUCUUCUUUCGCUGUAAUAAGGAACAUGCCUUGCUGAGCAAAAGCGAAGGGGUACAGUUUGUUCUAAAGCAUUACCGUUAGUGUGUACGAUCAACCUUAAACCUCUUGCUACCCACAGUCUCGGAGGUCUCGAUGUGACAUUAGCCAUGUUUAGGGACCCCACACCGGUCCGGUGUCCGGUUUGUGCCGUACAGGGCUACCCUUAAACUGAAACGUGCCCAACAUAGAGUGACUUGAAUGCGUGUCUGUGUGUGCUUUUUUUAUGAUACCCAUCGUCUACACCUUCAACGGGGACAGUCUCCGUUUCGACGGGAGAGGGGACCGCAACUACCCGCGUAAUGUUUGUUGCUGUUGGUGGUGGUGAUGAUGGUGGUGGAACGUAUAAAAACAAAGGUACGGUCCGGCGGUAGCGCUUAGUAGUGACCGAUAGAGAGUUGCGUACGGAGGUAACCGUGAUUGGCACGAUCGAAAACGAAAGUGAAAACAUCGCCGCGAAAAAGUAGCCACAG
Anopheles funestus (African malaria mosquito) is the source of this 9131-nucleotide messenger RNA. RefSeq lists its product as uncharacterized. The transcript is spliced from 7 exons. Lineage: Eukaryota; Metazoa; Arthropoda; Insecta; Diptera; Culicidae. The record is from RefSeq and is a predicted model, not a curated record. The coding region runs from base 842 to 2263 and encodes 473 amino acids.